Messenger RNA from Drosophila innubila, 736 nucleotides. RefSeq lists its product as uncharacterized. The transcript has 4 exons. NCBI's taxonomy places the organism in Eukaryota, Metazoa, Arthropoda, Insecta, Diptera, Drosophilidae. The coding region runs from base 88 to 642 and encodes 184 amino acids. The record is from RefSeq and is a predicted model, not a curated record.
CUGUGUGCGCUUAUUAAUUAUAAAAAUAUAUUAAUUUGCAUAUUAAUUUCGAAAGCUGGUUUACAAAGUAAAGCCAAAAACAAAAAAAUGCUAAACUCCUUGUUUUGUGUGAAUCUACGAACCGCUGGCAAAACCAUCAGCUGGAUUUCUAUUGUUUUCUCAUUGAUAUUGACAGUUGCAUUUUCCUUCAUUUUGAAUGAAAUAAAGCCCGUUAGUUAUAUCUCUCUUGAGGAUAGUUAUGCACUCCGAGAAGGCUUUAUAUAUGUGAUAUCCUUUUGCUUGACGAUUGCAUUGUUGAAUUUACUGAUUUCGAUCUUUCUUGUCCUGGGCAUAAUUAAGGAACGUCACUUGCUAUUUCUUCCCUGGCUUAUCUGCUCUGGUAUUGUUUUGACACUUGGAACUUUUUUAAAUCUCUUCUGCUUCAUUUCAAGUUUGGUUUUAAUUAACACUUCAAGAGGUUAUGAGCCUCUGUAUUCCAUCUGUAUUUUUAUAGUACUCGCUUUCGGAAUAUAUAUUUAUUGUGGAAUCUACUCAUUAUACAAACAGGUAGAGUACUCCUACAAACAGAAGUACCCUUUGAAUAAUCGUAUGGAUGCAACGGCUGGAUAUAGCCAUCUGGAAAAAAGCUUUGUUAGGCUAUAAGUUCCAUGUAUACCUCAAUUCAGUCCUGAACUUUAUUUAAAUGUUGAAAACGAGAAGCAGAUAAUGUAAAAUAAAAUCUCAAUUAUGACUGACA